AUGUUGACCAAAACUACCUCGCAGAGACCCCUCAAGGCCUCGCAAUCUCGGAUGUCGCUGUCCGACCAGAACGACAGCUCUAGCUCGGGAGUUACAUUUUCCCCUGCAGCCGAAGUGCCCCUACGGAAGACCCUGCAGAAAAAUUCGGCCAGCGCGGCCAUCCCUAGAUCGCACCCGUACGACGCCCACCUCGACAAUUCACCCGCGUCCAGGCGGAGGAGGUCAAUUCUCGAGCGAUCUUCGACCUUUGGCUCCCGGGAUGCCAAUUCCUCGCGACGUACUGUGUCAACUACAUUUACUGCGCGACUCCACUCUAGCAACCUAUCGAUCGACUCCGCGGAUUCACCGUCGCGGACCCAGUCGACAACAAGUAGUUCUACGGCCAAGGACGAAAACGAAACCGCUUCCGAAAACGGCGAGUUCCUAGCUCCCAUUAGCUUCGAUGAUUUCCACAACAGUAUUUCGUCCAAAGAACCCAGCCUGAGUCAUUUUCCUUUGCCUGGACAUGGUGGUGCUGGCUAUGAAGCAAAGGCCCCAGCCUCCUCAAACCGCUGGACAAUGACUACUGCAACGCAGAGCGCCAAAGAACCUCGCUCUGCCGGUUCGGCCCGCCGCCUAAGUAACGCUACGCGCUCCAACGCUGCUGUCGCUACUUCAAAGCCCUCUACAUCGUCCGCCCUGCCGGCCGGUCGCGCUCGACGUCAGAGUUACGCCCCUCCUGUACCCACCAACGUGACCACUCCUCGACGCCCUCGAAAAUCAAUUGGGCCAGGCAGCCUGAUUUCGGACGUGAGCGACCGUUCCAUUCCUCCGGUGCGAAAGCCAAGCUUCUCUAGAAAAAAAACAACAGACCAAAGUCAUCCAUUGAUGAACACUGAUGCUCAAAAUUUGAGCUCCACAAGUUUAUCCCAUGCUCAAGCUGCCAUCCGCAGUCAAAAAGCGAGAUCCCUGCAACCGCCAAGUCGUGCGUUGCGCGAUAAUCUAGGCACCACAUCGACUAUGGUUGACCAUUCUACCUCUGCCCCGGGAAAUGUACUGCGCACGCCAGUUAAGUGCACCGCUGGAAAGACAUCUACUCCCUCGUCAUCUAAGAGAACUUCCAUAAUGCCACCACACGCGACUGGACUGGGUGCGCGAACCAUAAGUCCCACUGAUGCUCGACGUAUGAAAAGGAUGUCUCUUAUCCCACACCCACCUCCGUUGCCAGGAAAUUCUCCUACACACUUGGAAUUGGGUUUUCCUCGACCGCGGUCCUCUGUUCAGUCACCAUCAGCAAUCCCGCGAAAGAGUGUGACGCCCUCUUCAAACAGAACGACACCAGAUCCCCACCGCAAGUCGUACAGCUCGGGUAUUUCUUUAUCGUCAAAUACCAGCUAUAAUUCUGCAAGAAACUCGAAUGGUUCUCUGCAAGCAAGGCUGUCUCAGAACGUUUCUUCCUCCCGGUUACCCACUCCGAAACCGCGCCUGGAAAAUAAUAGGAAUGGAGAGGACGAUGUACCACCUGUUCCUGCCAUUCCAAAGGCAUAUGAAUCACCAAAGAAUGAACAAAAUCUCUCUUUUACGCCUCGAAAGUCAAGCUUACCGCUGGAUGCUCCAAAUUUCGCGGAAACACCCAAAGUGAACCUAGAAAAUGAACCAACUCCUUCCAGUAAUGAAAUUUUUGUUGCCAAACGAACAAAUGAUGAAACCCCGAUUAAGGAGGUAAAGGCAAGGCCUCCCGUCAAUCUCAGCAAAAAGAACCUUCAGCCAUUGAAACUGCCACCUCUUAACCUUCUUCCUUUGAGCGCCCCAAUUAAUACUAAAAUUGACGCCCUCUGCGAGAAGGCUUCUCAAGACAGUUUGCCACAAGCUUCUGCUACUCCACAGCGCCCGGCCAAUGUGAAAACUCCUAGCACGCCAUUGACAGCUUCAAAGGCCAACUUCUUUCAUGCCUUUCCUGCAGCAGACCAGACUCGUAGCAACACUUCGCAUUUUUCUCUCAGAACCGACUUUUCAAAAUUUCGGGUUGAGAAUAGCUCUAGUGCUUUCGAUACGCUCGAGCUGCCACAUACCAGGAAUAUUUCUCCGUACAUUUCAUCGUCUCUUCCUCGAGGCCGCGAGGACAUUGCCUUCAUGCGAAAUCAAGCAUCCGAUACCUAUUCGCGGGGAGUCAGCGGUAAACUUGCAGCUUCACGACCACAGACUCAGAUCUCAAGCUUGUCCAAUGUAGAUAUGUUUAAUUUCGGUCUUACCCCGGAUGGUGCAGAAACGGAUAUCAGCUUCCCCCCUCCCUCCCCCCAGAGGCAUGACGAUCGAGUUAGUUCGAAAACACAGCCCAUCUCUGAGUCUGCUAGAGACCCUGUCAAAGUUGACGGCAUGCCGCCGCCAAAGCUACCAGCAUCUGCGACUUGGAGUGGAAUUUCUGGUCCUCGAGUAAGCCCUACGACGAAACAAUCACCACUCCGGUCUAAACGGAGUACUUCUAUAUGCAAUUUGGUUACUUUGCCUUCACCUCGAAGACAUCAGAGCAUUAGUAGCGACCAAAGCGCCCCUGUAGAUCCGAACUUAUCAGCUGACUCGGGUGAUGCGGAAGUUUCAACAAACCGUUCUAGCUCGUCAAUCUUGUCUCCAGUGCACAAGCUUCUCAGUAGUGCCAAAUCCUCGCCGACUUAUAAGUCUCGAGUUCAGGAUCCAAAUAUUGACCGAGACGAUAUGGCUGCUGAAGAGGAGAUGCGAAAGCUAGGCAGUAAAUGUAAGGAUUUCGAGGUCGCAGCAAAGGCAUUGGAAGAUCUUCGUCGGCGAGCUAGCCCUAAGGAGCGAGCAUCUUCUUCCCAAGCCCUAAAGGUCGCCAAUUUAAAUAUAUUUGAAAGAGGGGAGAUUAUCGACUUCAAAGAUAUUUAUUUUUGCGGUACCCAUAAGGCCAAGAAACUUGUUGGGGAUCUCAACGCUUCCACCGCGAAUUUCGGUUACGAUGACGAUCGAGGCGAUUAUAACAUUGUCAUUGGCGAUCAUCUUGCUUAUCGGUAUGAGAUUGUGGAUGUCCUCGGGAAGGGAAGUUUUGGUCAAGUCGUGAGAUGCGUGGACCAUAAAACUGGUACACUUGUUGCCGUCAAGAUUAUCCGGAACAAAAAGAGGUUCCACCAGCAAGCUCUUGUGGAGGUUAAUAUUCUUCAGAAGCUCAAAGAAUGGGAUCCCAAUCGUCGUCAUAGUGUAGUUGAUUUUGUGCAAAGCUUCUAUUUUCGCGGCCAUUUAUGCAUAUCCACUGAACUUCUAGGCAUCAACUUGUACGAGUUUAUUAAGGCUCAUGAUUUCCGCGGCUUCUCCCUUAAAUUAAUACGGCGCUUUACAAAACAGAUCUUAAGCACCCUCGUGCUACUCCAUACAAAACGGGUUGUCCAUUGCGAUUUGAAACCCGAGAAUAUCUUACUCGUUAAUCCUCUUCAAAGUGGAAUUAGGGUCAUUGAUUUUGGCUCUAGUUGCUUUGAAAAUGAGAAAGUGUACACCUACAUUCAAAGUCGUUUCUAUCGCUCUCCUGAGGUUAUUUUAGGAAUGUCUUACGGGAUGCCCAUAGAUAUGUGGAGUUUAGGAUGCAUUCUGGCGGAGCUUUUUACAGGCUAUCCCCUCUUCCCUGGAGAGAAUGAACAGGAGCAGUUGGCUUGUAUCAUGGAAGUAUUUGGCCCCCCCGAAAAGCAUGUUAUUGAAAAGAGUACCCGGCGGAAACUCUUUUUUGACUCUACGGGCAAGCCUCGCGACGUUGUUUCGUCCAAAGGGCGACGCCGGAAGCCGAGUUCCAAAAACCUUCGGCAUGUGUUAAAAUGUGACGAUGCGGCAUUCUUGGACUUUCUUGCGCGUUGUCUCCGCUGGGACCCUGCACGGCGUCUCAGCCCCCACGAUGCCAUGAAUCAUGAAUUUGUCACUGGUAUGAAGUUCAACCCUCGAUCGAGGUCCCACUUGACGUCUAUGAGCCAUUCACUGGGGAAACGGCAUACAUCUGGAACAACACCUGGUGUACGUCCUCUCCCUGAACCUCCAUCGAAACAGGGAUUUGUGAGGACCCGUGAGGCGUCGAGUAACUCACCUGUCAGAACUGGUCUGGCCAAACGGCAAACCGCUCAGAAUAUCACAUCGACAGCGACAACAAAGCGAGCGUCUAAUGCACCACCAUCUGCCUCCGGUUCAGCUCUCCCAAGAGUUACGGGGAGAAACACGAGCGGGAAGCCAGACCUGGCGGCUGCGGCCGCCGCAUCCAGCUUGGUGAGCGGUGGGUGA
Molecule: messenger RNA, 4248 nt
Organism: Ophidiomyces ophidiicola
Lineage: Eukaryota; Fungi; Ascomycota; Eurotiomycetes; Onygenales; Onygenaceae
Gene: POM1
Product: serine/threonine protein kinase, CMGC, dual-specificity
Exons: 4
Coding region: 1-4248 (1415 amino acids)
Biological process (GO): peptidyl-serine phosphorylation; peptidyl-threonine phosphorylation
Molecular function (GO): protein serine/threonine kinase activity; ATP binding
Source: RefSeq, a predicted model, not a curated record